Australozyma saopauloensis is the source of this 819-nucleotide messenger RNA. RefSeq lists its product as uncharacterized. Lineage: Eukaryota; Fungi; Ascomycota; Pichiomycetes; Serinales; Metschnikowiaceae. The transcript has a single exon. The record is from RefSeq and is a predicted model, not a curated record. The coding region runs from base 1 to 819 and encodes 272 amino acids. Gene Ontology annotation, biological process: mitochondrial proton-transporting ATP synthase complex assembly. Gene Ontology annotation, cellular component: mitochondrial inner membrane.
AUGCGAUCUUUCAGCACCCUUCGACCCCUAUUGAACAAGGGACCAGGGUUCUUGAGCACUCUUAAAGAGGCCAGCAAACCCCCUUUGACAAAACCCGAGAUGAUUACCAAGCCCUUUGGUUUCGAUGACAGAACAACGCUCAAAACUACAGAGAUCUCUGUUUUCAACAUGUUCAGCAAGGAGGGAAAGGCUCAAAGACAAAGACAACUUGAUCACGAUAUUGCACACUCGCCAUUCUACGAGUCAAAGUCUUUUGAAAACACGAAGGGUAAGAUAUUCAUGCCUCCUAUCUCAUAUUUCAAGCAGGAGAAAGCAAAGUACUUCCCAAAUUUGGAGGCAACAUCGCUACUGGGAAAACAUACCAAUUUGUAUUCUGAAUUCAAAGAUAAGGUCUCAUUGGUGCGGAUAUUUGCAACUCUUUCUGGAGAGAAUUGCACAAAAACUUACGUGAGGCAGUAUUUGAACAAGGAGCAAUACGAUGAAUUCCAGAAACAAUAUCCAAAUGCUCAAUUGAUCGACUUGUUUGUUCCCCAGUCUUGGGUUAAGGGCCUAUUUGUCAGCUCAGGUAGUUUGCGCAGAAGUGUUCCCAAGAUCCGCCAAGAUACAUUUUUUCUUCUCCCGCAUGGAUGUCUCGAUGUCGAUUCUCGUAGAACACUCAAGUGUGACAACACAUGUGCGGGAUAUUUGUAUGUUGUUGAUGAAGAGGGCAAAAUUAGAUGGGCUACUUCUGGUAAUGCAACUGAAUCCGAGAAGGAAGUAUUGUGGAAGACAGUAAGAGGACUUGAAAAAGAGCUUGUAAAUAAAAAUGAGACCUGCUGA